CAUCAUCCUCUUCUCAUGACCAUUCCUUCAACGCAUUCACCAUUCUGAUUCAUACUUCAUAUUAUAAUAAUACUUAAAACAAACAAACAAACAAACAAACAAGCAAUUAAGCAACAGACACUCAUAAAUAUAUUUGCAUUUUCUUUCCUUGGUCCGUUCACACGCUCCCUUUGCCUUGUUGCUAUUGUUCCUUGCUGCUUUGUUACAGCAGUUUCUUUUCAACUCUUUCUUUUCUUUGUUGAAACAAAAACAAUCUUGACCACCUUUGAACCCUUGAUCACUAACUGGUCCCUCUGUCCACAACUUGCGUGCAUCCUUUGAAUCUUGCCUACAGAACUUCCUUAAUAUCGAACUGGAAUCCUUGGACUGCAGUCUUAACAGAAUCCGCCACUCACCCAUAAAUUCACGCUUCCCCUUCGCACACUCCCCCUAAUUCACACCGAUCCAUUUCCAACUCCAUCAUUCUACACCUUUUUGCUUGACUAGAUGUCGGCCCCGACCCCCUCCAUACUUCAGUCCACGUCAGACUCAAUAUCUCUCGAUCAUAGCCAUUGCAGACCCCUUCCCUCAUCAUAUCCCUCCUCCUCUUGUCUGAUACCAAUUACUUCGAACACAUGGCUGCCAACGAUAACAGAGCAAUCGUUAUCACAGGAACGGUCUAGGGCUCGAUCCAUCACUAAAGCAAAGACUUCCAACAUUACACGAAGAGCUUCAUUACAUCAUCCUCGUUACCAUCAUCAUACACGUCGACCAUCGAAGCAGUUCGUAGCCACAACUUCGAAUGCCAUCUUUGGUGAUUGGGAUAUUGAACUGAAAAUUGAUCAUCGAACAUUAGCCAGAGCAAAGGAGUCGAACAAGAGUAAUGGAGAGAUGGCGGUUAAGGGACGAGGCGGUGCAUCAGUACGAAGCAAUGGAAGAGGAGGAGCAGGAGUAGGGGCAUCUGUAGCUCUUGGUCCUGGUCCUGGCGUCAACACAGGGACUUCAGGUAUACAGCCACUCUCAAUACCAUCCUUGGCAACACCGUCCUCUUCAUCAGAAAAGCAAAUGCUAGGAGAUACACUUCAAAUGACCCAAACUCCUUCCUCACCCAUCAUUACAAAUGACAAAUUUGUUUCUUACCACAACCUGUCCCCUCGGAAAGCAGAGCAAGCAUUAGAUGUGAAUAACAACCCUAAAAAACUCACGGCAGGGGCGGUAACUUUUACAGACAAAAGGUUAUCAAAAAGCAACCAGCAACCAUCCUUCUCACAGCCGCAGCAACGACAACAAGAGCACCAGACGAGUAAUGAGUCAUCGAUUGAUGGCAGUGAACAUCGCAAUGCUUUACAGACCCCAGCCACAAGAUCGAGCUUUUUGAAAGCCCUCAACAAAUUUAAAAACAAGCAUCUUCAGCAGAAAAGAUCAAGUGCCCCACCACUUUCUUUAUUUCCAGCUCCUAAAGAGCCAUCAGUGCCCUUUACCAAUAAGCGAACCUCUCAUAUCACACCUUCCACCUAUGCCGACGAAUCAGGAGCUAUUCAAAUGCCUCUUGUUACCGUUACAUCAUCCGAACCGGCGUCAAUAGGAGAUAUCGUCGACUCGCCUCAUAAUGAAGAGCUUUGUCUUGAAGGCAAUGCCUCACUCCGUGUCAAGUUCAAGAAUAAGGUCAACAGCACACUCGCCUCCAUGAAGUCAUCUUCUAAUAUCCGAGAUAAGACUAAGGCACAGGAAACCGCAGAGUCGUCUCAAAGAGGCAACAGUGAUAAGCGCCGGCUGUCUGCAUUCGUCACUUCACCUGCUGAGGACCCCUCACAGCAACAGCAACAGGAACUGGACCAUCUAGCAGAAAUUAAUAGCUCAAAGGCGCGCCACUCAAAGAUCUUUUGGACUUUUCCUAGAGUGCGUCUUGAGACUGACGGUCAGGCGCUCUCAAAACCACAACAAAUGGCAAUGGGGGCAGACAUUUUCGAUGCUCGUUCUUGUAAGGAAGUGGAGGCAAAUACUGGGGAAAAUGAUGGGCUCAGGCCUACACUCAAGCCAUCACAAUCAGGGCCCGUUUCAAACCCGGAGACAGAUAUCUCAGUAGCAACAUUGCACCAACAACUCCAAGACCUUAAAGUAGGAGAAGAACUUGAUUCUGACCAAUCACUCGAUAUUAUCCUGCCCGCUGACUAUGAAGACUAUACUCAGUUUGCUGAGCUGCCCCUCAAAAAGCGGAAAAAGAUGGAGCGGUCGCUCGCUAAUACGGAAUCGAAUAAGGGGUCUAGCUCUGUAAGAGCUGGCAAAGAAGCCGUGAAGCGGUUCUUAAAGCAAAGUCAAGAUGGUGAUGGCAAUGAAAGAAACCAAGGCCUGCAUAUUGACAACAUCAACAAUAAGAAACGAGCUCCGACUUCUCUUGAUCUUGAGAAAUUAGCAAGUAAAAAGACAGGGCCUCAAUCAUUAGAGUGGCGUCGGUCGCUUUUGAAAUCACUUCAUCUCGGGAAACCUAAACACAAAUAUAACGAGGCAGAAUUGGACUCCAAGCGAUCAAAGUCACCUACUCCCUUCGCAGCGAUAUCAGAAGCCUCAAAAGCCCAACCUCCAACCCAUGCUAUAACGCCUGACAAUGAUGGAGCGAUGGUAACACGUCCUAGCAGAUCUCAUAGUGUUCGAUCCACCCGAUCCCUUUCAUUUACUUCCGCCACCCACCCCGCGCUUUUGGCCACAGCAGUUGCGAAGCCCAGAUCACCGGGUUUGCGGCGCGAGACACUUGAAAUGGCGAUGCGUCGUCGUCGUCAGAGCAGUGCUGCUCGUUCCAUUGUCAGCAACACUGAGACACCACCCCUUCCUCGCUCUCCAGGCUACCUCUUCAAUAUGGAUAACACAUCAAGCGCGACUGUUACCCACACAUUCACAAGCUUCACUUUAGAACUCGCGGAAAUGUAUGCCCAAGAUGUAGUGAAUAAUUCUGCUGUACCAGGGCUGUUCAAUUUUAAACGACUGUCACUGCAGCAGCAGCAACAACAACAACAGCAGCAACAGCAACAGCAACAUUUACUGCAACCCCCAUCAAAGGCCACACGAUCAUCGCGACUGACUGUCUCGUCAAAUAUGAUGGAACUAGAUACAGAUCAGGAAUUCAAAGGGUUCGAUUCGGACGGGGAUGCCAUCAGUGGCUAUACUGGGGAUGCAGACAUUUCUAUGGAUGAGAUCCAGCUCGGUCCAUCUUCCAAUUACAAGGCUUUCAAUGUAUCCAAAGCUAAUUCAGAUGAUGCACAAAGCGCCGCCACCAGGCGAAGGAUUUCCAGUAUUGACGCCGACUCGGAUACAGUCCCAGAACUCCCUAAGCUUACAAUCCGCACACGUGAUCUUAACAGGAGCAGUGGAGGACGAAGCGGUGCGGACAGCAAUAACGGUUUUUCAAGAUCAUUUAGAGCAACGUCUGAAUCUUCGUUCGACAUGGAUGAUGAUCAACAGCAGUAUCGAUUUUCCGGUCAAGGGCGUAGUGAGAGUCCUCGAUCACCUCGUCGUUUUGCAGCAGGCGGCAUGGGCUCUUCAAAUACGCCAGUCAUUUCACGAAAAGAUAGCCGCAGCAUUCUAACCUCACCCACGUCUCCAGCGUCUUUAGAAGCAACCAACAAUAGCAAUGGCGGAUCCUCAUCCCAUGCAAAGUCAGCACGCUCGCCAGUGUCAAUCGAGGAUGUUGUCUCGUGGAAGCCUCGUCAGUUGGGUUCUCCCCAACCGUUACAAGUUUCCACACGUCCCAUAGUUCCAUCAUCUCGCACUGCUCAUUCUUCAGUGGUUCUCACACAGUCUCCUGGGUCCAUUUCGCCAUCAAAUGAUAUGACCUCUCCGUUCGGGCGCUAUCAAUAUCAGCCAUCGUCAUCAUCACUAUCGUCAUCUACGACACGGCAUCCACACCAAGCCUCAGCUGAUACUCUUGUUCCGCAGCAUUCACGAUACCUUAGCUCGGCUUCCACCCACUCUGCUCAAACUCUGACCAGUCAACACCAUCAUCACUCUCAGUAUCAUCAACAAUACGCGUCAUUUGACUCCACCACUCUAGAGUCUGACAACAUCAGCGACUCAUUUAGCAUUCCUGGCGCUAAAGAAUUUGAUCCAAGAAAAGAGUUUCCGCCAACGACACCUGCAGAUCUCAAGGCGAUGGACUUUGAAGAUCUCUUGGCCACCGCGGAAAGAGAACAACAGAAAGGAUGGGAGGACCUCAAGACACAGCGAAAGGAUAUCUUUUCAGUCUCGACAUCAGCAGAAACGAGGUCAAAAGAACCAACAACAUUCUUUGAUCACUUCAGCAAGACCGCAGCGGUUGCACCAGCGCCAUUACCAUCGUACCCCUCUCCGCCCACAUCGUUCCGGACAUCAUUUGGCGAUGUUCCACCCCUGAAAAUCACUACACCGUCAAAGAGCAAUCAUGCUGCACCACAACAGCGUAGUAAUAUCGCGUUUGAUCUUGGUGCUUCAGAUAAUGGAGGUAUCGGGCCAGGUGCGGGCGUAGGAACAGGAAGUGAUCGUUCUAUGCGAUCCAAGAGAGUGAUGAAAAAGAAGAUGAGUGUGAUUCGCCUGGCAGGUGGCAGUCAGGGCAAUGUGCAAGGACGGCGAGAGCGCGAUGGCAUGAUCCGAGUCUCUGUUUCUCCAACACCUUAUUCUUCAACUCCACCGCCCCCUCCUGAGAUUUUCUCUGGCAGAUGCUAGUCUUCUUUUUUUCUCUCUCUAAUUUUAUGCAUUUAAUGGCGGCAUUUCUUAAUGAAUAUGAAAAGUAUUGUUCUGUAAUUCUGUCCAUGUACUUGUAACAGUAUUUUAACGCUUCACUCUUUAUUAUCCUAAUAACCCAAUAUCCUAAUAACCCAAUAUCCUAG
Messenger RNA from Lobosporangium transversale, 4835 nucleotides. RefSeq lists its product as hypothetical. NCBI's taxonomy places the organism in Eukaryota, Fungi, Mortierellomycota, Mortierellomycetes, Mortierellales, Mortierellaceae. The record is from RefSeq and is a predicted model, not a curated record. The coding region runs from base 487 to 4671 and encodes 1394 amino acids. The transcript has 2 exons.